ACAGUGUUGACAUGAUCCCGCUAGUAUCAGUCCCCAUGAAUUUCGGGAUCCAGCUCCUGUCCUCCCCCACCCACAGCACCCUGGAACUCAAAGCAGAGGACGAGGCUACAGUUCUUGCUAGUUCCGUGAUACUAUCCUUCAACAGUCCCGGUAAUAAACCGCAUGACCACAACACUUCACCUCAACCAGUCUUGACAUGGAGGAUUUCAGUGAGGAAGCUGUGAGGUAUUUUGUAGAUGCGCAGCGUAACACAGGGAGCAAACCCCCCACAAAUCUCCCGACACAUUUUGGGGGGAAAAUUAACAGAUGGCCACAAAGUUAAGGGAAAAUGGGUGGUUGGGGACCAGGUGUGUUCAACAUUUCUCUAACAUCACUGAUACUAUCCGGUCACCCUCCUUUACUGAUCUGCUGUUUAUAUUCGAGGAAGCAGCUUUCGCGGUGUCCCAACUUAAAUCUCGGCAGCUUGUUCAGAUCAUGUUUAAAAAGAUUGCAGCUUUGAACUGGAAGCGACAGUUCAUAAAGCAGUAUUUGUACAAUCUGAGUGAUUUGUCAAAACAUCAGCUGGAUCUGAUUAUAGAGCUAGCUGGAAAUGAAGUUGAUCUCAUAGUUCAACCUCUCGUCACACAGUUGACUGAACAUUUAGCUUUCAAAACUGAAGUGAUUGCUCAGACUGACACAAAAGUAAAGGAGACUGGUAAGAAAGUGAAAGAGAAUGAUACUAUAAUGAAGGAUGCGAGUAUACAAACUCAAGUUACGGGAACGCAGCAAAACGACGUGGUGGCCAAACCUAAAGAGGUUAGAAAAGUGUUCAAUGGAGCUGAAUAUAAGGAGGGUAGAAGGUCAUCAACUGUAUCUGAGCCUGUGCCCAAAGCAGCAGUAGCCAAGCCAAAAGAUACUAAGACAACUAGAUCUGCAACUUUGCCAAGACCAGCUAAAACUACUACAAAGGAAGCCAUCACAAAAGCAGUAAAAUCUAAGAAAGCUGCAUCAACACCUUUAAAAGAGGCGCUCGCUCAGUGUAAAAACGCUGCACUUGACCCUUUAGGGACAGCACUGGACACAAAAGAACGCAAGGUUGAUAAACAGCAGCCCAAUAAAGCAGAAAGCAAAGAAGAGGUAGACGGGAUACAACCAAACUGCCGGUACUUCCUACAGAACUGUGAUCUUUCUCUCUGUCAAAAAUACCACUCGGAAUUAUUCGAGCACUUGUUUGACGUUCUCCAGAGCUGUGCGGCAGGAUCACAGACAGAUCUGGCCUGGCUUUUCCAGGUUCUCAGAAAAUCUUCAAAGCAAGCAGUGAGAUCGUACAAUGUAGACGGUGAGGAAGAUAGAUACCCAACUACACCGAUCAGGCACAUGCUAGCAGAUCACAGACCGUCCCUGACCACCGCUAUUAGCAUUGAACAAAGUGAAGAUCUGUGUAAAAACGUCAUAAUAUCUUCACAGAGGGUUAUACCUAACCUUUUUCAAACCCUUAACUUUGACCAGACGUUUGAUGAGCUAGUGGACUGGUUGGGGGGCUCCCAGCAGGUCACUAAUAUGUUGAUGUUUCUUGAAGGGUUGUGGACGUGGAUAGCAGUGAACAAGGACAAGAAAAUCAAAUUCUCUCCUGAGUUAAUGGAAAAGAUCAGGAAAAUAAAACAGGCUCGUCGAUGGCGAGCUGUAUUCGCCAUAUACGCGAACUUUCGCCACAAUUCAAUUUAUUCAGAGCAGUUAUUCGACGGUUUGAAGAGUGCAAGUAACGCUAUCUGUGGAGAAUCAGAACUUGGACUGGAGUUCGCGGUGAUGGUUGAAAAAAGUCACUACGUGAGCCUUCGUUCCCUUUUCCUAGAAAAAGGGAAACUAGCAUUCCAAUACGAAAAUAAGGGGUUAGAGAAAUGCGAUGAACCUGGGAAGUGCGGGUUUGUUUUAGCUGUGAUCACCUCUGAAGACGGUUACGUGAGUCUACAGCUCUGUAAUGACCCUGAGAGUUACUCUGAUACGGUGGUACAUUACCACGACAGGAUCCGCGCUGACAACAUGCACUUUAUUGCGCGCGACAAGUCCCAGACGUGGAGUUUCCCGCUGAGUUGGCUGGGCAGGCCUCGUGUUGUGGAUAAUACAGUGUUCUGGGGGUCGUGUAGGAGGUUGCUGAACUGGGCUGAUGAGCUGCUCUUUGAUGUUUUGUUAGCGUUGUGAUCUAGUUGUUGUAUCUAGUAGUUGUGAUGUAGUAGUUUUUCUUGUUGGUAUUUUAGUUUAUCUUGUUUUUGUUUUUUUUACGGUCUUUGCUGUUAUUCAUUACUUUCUUUGUAUUCGUGAAUUUGCUCUAAUUGCUGUAUUUUUUCUUUUGUUACAUUUAUACGUAUAGAUACUGUAAUAUAAACUGUAAAAUAGCAUUACUCAUUCUUG
Molecule: messenger RNA, 2388 nt
Organism: Bolinopsis microptera
Lineage: Eukaryota; Metazoa; Ctenophora; Tentaculata; Lobata; Bolinopsidae
Exons: 1
Coding region: 307-2178 (623 amino acids)
Source: RefSeq, a predicted model, not a curated record